Messenger RNA from Hemibagrus wyckioides, 3383 nucleotides. RefSeq lists its product as uncharacterized. The coding region runs from base 92 to 1858 and encodes 588 amino acids. The record is from RefSeq and is a predicted model, not a curated record. The transcript is spliced from 4 exons. Lineage: Eukaryota; Metazoa; Chordata; Actinopteri; Siluriformes; Bagridae.
UAAGAGUGUACUUAUAUAUACCCAUGAAUGUAACAGCAUCGCUUCUUAUUCCAUCUGUUUUCCAGUGUUACCAGACUGUGCAGAGCUACAAAUGCUUGGGACAGAAAUGCGUCCAACCACUGCCAUACCCUUUGAAUCGGGGCUGGAUCGAGGAGUGCCAUGGGGUCGCGACCUUAUUACCUUCAUGACAUCAGCAGCUGGAUACAUGAUGAGGACUUUGCAAAAGCCUCGUAAAAACAAACCGUCCAAACGGCAGGUCAACCACCGCAGGUUUCUACACAACAUGAUCCAGAGGAAAUUUACAGAAAUUGAGGCAGCCAAUCAUCAGCUUGCGUCAGUUCUUUUUUCGGUGGACACAGAGCCGCAAAGGCAAUCUGAAGUAAAGUCAACUGACAAAGAUGAAUCAGAAAAAAAACUGAAAAAAGCCACUGCUGUCUUUAGUGAAGAUGAACCAAAACCCCUGGAUGAUGACAACGAUACACAAACUUUAGACAGUCUUGUGACUAACCCUAAUAAAAACUCAUUGACAAGCAAAUCUCUGAAUAACCUGAACAAUGGAAAAGUCAACCAGAUAAGGGAAGACCGGGAAGAGGUAGAACGUAGCGGCGGCAACCCACCAGAAGAAAUCACUGACUUCAACAGUGAAAGAGAACAAUUUCAGUGGGGAUCUGCUGAGUUGAGUGACUUAACACCAAUUACCAACAUCGUUGUAGAAGACAGUGUAUUUACCUCACACGAAAGUAUUGAAAGAAUAACAGAUUUUUCGCAUGUACAGAUCCCUAAUUCACCUGAUGGAGAACAACAACAUUUAGGCCUGACAUUGUUUGAUCUAUCACCCACUUCACCGGUAUCCCCGUUGUCUUUGAACUCAUGUGAUUUUGAGGUACAAAUACAAUCAGACAAUGACCACACCUUCCAAAUUCAGCAGAUUGCAGAGAGUCUACAGAUGGAUUUAAUGGAGAAUCUUGAACUGCUAGACUCAGAAGAAUAUUUACAAAACAUUGACCAAAUGGACAUGGCUGGAGUUUGGGACAUCCACAAUGAAGAGGACCUGAGCUGUUUUCAAGAUAGCCUUCCAUUCCUUAACACUUCACAUACAGACUUUGCCAUGGAUAAGCAAGCAAGCUGCGGUGAUGGAGAUAUUUGUGGGGGACUGCAUCAAAAUACCACACUGCUUGAAAAUUCUAUUAAGGACUCGAAUGUAGAUGACGACUUGAGAAGUAAUGUUUCAUACCGACUAGGGCACUAUGGAUCCAGUGGCCACCAUAAUCAAGCAAGACAAACUAAACCAACAGUGAACUGCUAUGUAAAUCAGACUAAAAUAAGUACAUCAGUAAACAAAGAGGGUCAGAACUCAAACAGAGGGACAUGGACUAUAUGUGAGCAGGGUAACAUUUCAAGAGAACUUAAACAUGACCCGCCAGACCAGCCCCAUCCUAAAAACUGGGAUCUCAAUUACAACAAUCAUUCACCAAGCAAGGUAAAAUGUCUUUAUUAUAUGCUGACUGAUGAAGAGAAGAAAAUUAUUGAGUCAGGACCUACUCUGAAUCCACACUUGGACCUUUCCAGUCCUGUUAACAUGCUCUCCUCCUCAACAGCACACUGUUAUAGCUUUGCAAUUCCACCACAAGCCAAUAGCAACUGCUUAGGAGACUUAUGUUCCUUUUCAAAUCAUGGAGGUAAUCAGAGUAUACCAAGCUUUGAUGGUGUGGCUCAGUCUUUUCCUGCCCCUUAUCAAAAUCCACACCCUCAUCCAGUUUCAACGCCACCACUGAAUGAUGACUGGCUGUUCAGUAACAUAGCAACAGAGGUGGACUUUAACAGUAUGGUCAGAUCACAUGGACAUACCUACUGCUGACGUACCUAUGAGAAAUAAAAUGCAGCUAAUAUUUAGAAUUCUGGACAAGUAAAACAAAUAAAACACAUAACAAGGAAGAUAAAAAUAUCCUUUAUGAAAAGCACUGUAAAAAUUAUACAAACUCAAAAGUCUAGUCUAACUACUUGUCUCACAGGUGUACUAUUGUAAAUCUAUUUUUGCGACAAAAAAAAAAAGACAAAUUAAAGAAAAAGGCUGACAUGAAGUGUCUUGCACCACUGGUAGAACAGCUUCACUGCACUUUGGCACUGAUUCGAUGACGAUGAACAAUUCUCUGGAACUGGAUUUGAGGGAUGAACACUUUUCUUUAAAAAAAUAUAUUUCUUCAGUUGGUGUUUUGAUGAUAGUGGAGGAGAGCGCUGUUUAACAUGACGGACCAAAAUCUCCGUAGGUCUUCAACUGGGUUAAGGUUUGGUGAGUCCAUAGGAUAUGUCAUUUUCAUACUCAUCACAGCAUGCAGUCUUGUGGAUGGGGAUAUUGUCAUUCUGGAAGAGAGCACUUCCUUCAGGAUAGAAAUGUUAGAAAUAGAUAGAAAUGACCAGGAAAAAGUGGAUCCAUACAAAAAAAAAAUACAAAAAUGCUUAACAUGGCAUUAAUGGAGCCACUGUUUUUUCCUUUCAUUUUUCAUGUGUCUGGUUCUGCAUUCCUCUGAAGUAUUCAUGAACUAUAUGGUCAAAAAUUCGCACCAUCACACCCAUAUGUGCUUUCUGAACAUGCCAUACCAUAUUGAUUCCCACCUUUGCUGUUAUAACAACCUCCAUUCUUCUGUGAAUGCUUUCAGCUGGAUUUUGAAAAAAAAAAAAAGGCUAUGGUUUGGUCAUUCAGCCAUAAAAUCAAUAGUAAGGUCAGGCACUCUUGUGGGGAUAGAUGCCUUGGGAGCAAUCAGUGUGUGAUGGUCAAGUGUCCACAAACUUUUAGCCAAACACGUGCAUUUUUAUUUGGUAUCUUAAACAUUCCUGCUUCAUAAUUUGUGAGCUUAAGUGAGGUUAUGUUUUCAGUUCCUUUAAGCAGAAACAAAUAGACACGUGAGCACUCAUGAUUUUUUUUGGAAUGGAUUUUUUUUUUUUUUUUUUUAAAGGAUAAGAUAUAUGCAAGUAUUUCAUUAUUAAACUAUUUAUACUGUAUCUUUUAUGUUUUUGGUUAUUGUGCAUUACAUUUUUUAUGAAGAAUAAUAAGAAUGAUAAGUGGGUUUGAUGUUAUUUUAGUGAAAUAUUCUUGUCACUGUAUCAUGUUAAUACUCCAAUUUACUUGUGGAACGUUUUAAACUCCAAGAAUCUAAAUAAAUGACAAAGAUACCAAGUGUUUAAAGCUUCAAUCAGGAAACACAGUGAUUGGGAGGCUGUAGGUUCUCGCACCCAGACCCAUUCUUGUUCACAUAAUUCAAUGACUUUGAUAUCAUGGUUGGUGAUUCCAGCCAGUCUGCUCUAGGAUUUACACAUUUUUUUCCAUUCUCAUGUUUGAUGAACUUGAACUCAAGCACUUGACCUGCAUGUGAACUGGGCCACAU